UCUCUCUCUCCCUCACAUCCGGGUGUCGCCUCUUCAGCGCAGACGCGUCGCGGUGAUUGCAGCGCUCUGCUUUUCCGCGUUAGUAGCGGGGGGGAACGGAGCACAGCGAGAGUGGCCAAAUCUAACUGAAUUACACUGCCCGUUCCUCGAUUAAAAUGAAAAAGACGUGACAUACCAUCCGGCGUCCGUGUUUAGGGAAUGAGCGUGGGAUUAUGACACGAGACGGGAUGACAACACUGCCUGACAUGUGAGACGUCAGGACAAAUACAACAACAGUGCGCUUGUGUGGCUGUCUCCGCCACCGUCUGUUUAUGCUCGCUCUGUUGAUGCACAUUUUGCAUUCGUUUCGCAUUCGCUGGGAGGCAAAAUGAAGAAGUUUAAUAUCAGGAAGGUGUUGGACGGCUUGACUGCGGCGUCCUCUUCCUCCACCGCCGCGUCCCUUCAGUCGGGAAACCGGGAGAAUGACAUGAUUCAGGAGACCCUGCAGUCAGAGCAUUUCCAGCUCUGCAAGACAGUGCGACAUGGCUUUCCCUAUCAACCCUCCUCCAUGGCUUUUGACCCUGUGCAGAAAAUUUUGGCUAUUGGCACACAAAGUGGAGCCCUGAGACUAUUCGGCCGAGCUGGAGUGGAGUGUUUCUGCCAGCAUGAGAGCGGUUCAGCAGUCAUCCAGUUGGAGUUUCUUGUAAAUGAAGGUGCGCUAGUUAGUGCUUUGGCAGAUGACAGUAUUCAUUUGUGGAAUCUGAGGCAAAAACUUCCAGCCAUCCUUCAUUCUCUUAAAUUUAACCGGGAGAGGAUCACGUUUUGCCAUUUGCCGUUUCAGAGUAAAUGGCUGUACGUGGGCACAGAAAGAGGGAACAUUCACAUUGUCAAUGUGGAGUCCUUCACGCUCUCAGGCUAUGUGAUCAUGUGGAACAAAGCCAUCGAACUUUCCUCAAAGACUCAUCCUGGACCUGUAGUUCAUAUCAGCGAUAACCCUAUGGACGAAGGGAAACUUUUAAUUGGUUUUGAGUGUGGCAUAGUUGUGCUGUGGGACUUGAAAUCGAAGAAGGCUGACUAUCGGUACAGCUAUGAUGAGGCGAUCCACUCUGUGGCAUGGCAUCACGAGGGAAAACAGUUUGUGUGCAGUCACUCAGAUGGCACGCUUACCACAUGGAAUAUACGUGCUCCUGCCAAGCCUGCCCAGAUCAUUACGCCACAUGGUAAACAGCCCAAGGAUGGAAAGAAGCCGGAGCCUUGCAAACCCAUCUUGAAAGUGGAGUACAAAACUACCAGGGCAGGGGACCCAUUCAUGAUACUGUGUGGAGGUUUGUCAUAUGAUACAGUGGGUAGACGAGCCUGUCUGACUGUGAUGCAUGGGAAGAGCACUGCAGUGCUGGAGAUGGACUACCCCAUAGUGGAUUUCCUUACGCUGUGUGAAACCCCAUAUCCAAACGAUUUCCAGGAGCCUUAUGCGGUUGUUGUCCUGCUGGAGAAGGAUUUGGUUCUCAUUGAUCUUGCACAAAUUGGGUAUCCGAUCUUUGAGAAUCCAUAUCCUCUGUCCAUCCAUGAGUCUCCAGUGACCUGCUGUGAAUAUUUUGCCGACUGUCCAGCUGAAAUCAUUCCUGCACUUUACUCAGUGGGCUCCAGACAGAAGAGACAAGGGUUCAGUAAAAAGGAAUGGCCUAUAAGUGGAGGUAACUGGGGCCAGGGAACACUAAGUUUCUCAGAGAUGAUCAUCACUGGGCAUGCUGAUGGAUCGAUCAAGUUUUGGGAUGCCUCAGCAUUAAUGCUGCAGGUUUUGUAUAAGCUGAAAACAGCGAAGGUGUUUGAGAAGCCCCGCAGUAAAGAGGAGAAAUCCAGCACUGAAAUUGUGGAUGAAGAUCCGUUCGCCAUCCAGAUUCUGUCCUGGUGUCCAGAGAGCCGUGUGCUCUGUGUGGCUGGAGUCUCAGCUCAUGUCAUAGUGUACAGGUUCAGCAAACAGGAAGUCACCACUGAAGUGGUUCAGCUCCUGGAGGUGCGUAUGCAGUGUGAGCUGAAUGAAGUGGAGUCUCCCGAGUGCGGAGGCGAGCAGGCAUCAGCUGUGUCCACCCCAGGAACCCAAUCUAGCCCUCAGACCUCCCUGCCUCAGUCCCACCCCUCCACCAGCAGCAACAACUCGUCUGACGGCCUGCGAGAUAACGUGCCCUGUCUCAAGGUCAGGAGUUCUCCUCUCAAACAGUCUGCGGGUUACCAGGUGGAGCUGCUCAUUCAGCUGGUGUGGGUCAGCGGGGAGCCGCCACAACAGAUCACCAGCCUGGCCGUCAACUCUGCAUAUAGCCUAGUUGCUUUUGGCAAUGGUAAUGGACUUGCCGUGAUUGAUUACCUUCAGAAAACACUGCUUCUGAACAUGAGCAUAGCUGAGCUGUAUGGAUCAACAGAUCCUCACCACAGACAACCGCGCUCGCCCCGCAAAACCAGACAGCCCUCGGCAGGUCUUUGUGAUGGUAAUGAUGCAUCAGCCGCACCAGAGGAGAAAUGCAAAUCACCAACAGGCUCCGGUUCACCGUGCAAUUCUGAUGAAGACAGCAAACAAAGGUUCAUUGACAGGGGUACGAUACAUUAUAAACAGCUUUUUUGUCUUAGGAAAUCUUUUAUUUUCUUUGAUUGGUUCUAUUCACUACAUUUUCCAGUGAAGUCCAAAAGCAAGCGGAUAUCCAAGACUGUUGCCAAUGACUUUGCUAAGAUAUCCCGGAAAAUUAACAUGAUUGCUGAUCAGAAAGAUGAAAGGAGGUUACGGCGUCACUGCUCUCUCCCUGGUAAGAAACAACAGAGUUCAGUGAAGGAAAUGAAGAAGAAACGCUCAGUUUCUUUCCAUGAGACCUCAUUCUGUGACCCCAACGCCAGGGACAACUCAUUCAGCCGCUCACGCAGCUCCAGUGUGACCAGCAUUGACAGAGAGUCACGUGAGGUCAUUUCUUCCUUCUACUUUUGUGACUCUCUGUCCAAGAAGAGCGAGACUGUGGCAGUGCCCAGCCUGUGGAUUGGUACCUCAUUGGGCAGCAUGCUGGCCAUCGCCCUCACUGUGCCCUCCACACCAGAGCAGAGGAUGCAACAGCCUGUGGGCGUCGCUUUCUGUGGUCCAGUCGUGCGCUUGAAGGGAGGUAUUUUGCGCAUGGCCCAGCUGGACUUCAGCGGGACCCUUCUGCCCCAUGUUUACGAGUCCUGGUAUGAGCCCAACGCCCCUGAGGAGGAGAGAGAACGGCCACAGAGACGCCGGCCCACCUCGCCUCCUUCUUCUCAGGAGAACCCGGACUGUCAGUACGCUGUGGUCUGCUCAGAGAAACAGGCUAAGGUGGUGGCAAUGCCCUCCCAAAACUGUGUCUAUGAACACAACAUCACAGAGACCUCCUUCGUACUGAGAGCAGAUGUGGUGACGAUGACCGCAGGGGUCGGCAUCGCCUGCUUCUGUGCCAAUGGCCAUAUCAUGACCCUCAGUUUGCCCAGCCUGCGGCCACUGCUAGAUGUGAACUACCUUCCCCUGACAGACAUGAGGAUAGCUAGAACCUUCUGUUUCUCAAACCAAGGCCAAGCCCUGUACCUCACAUCGCCCACUGAGAUCCAAAGAAUCACCUAUAUCCAGGAAACCUGUGAUAACCUGCAGGAGAUGCUUGGAGAGCUGUUUACUCCAGUGGAGACACCAGAGGCUCCAAACCGAGGCUUCUUCAAGGGUUUAUUUGGAGGCGGGGCUCAGUCCUUAGACAGAGAGGAUCUGUUCGGAGAGGUGUCUGCUGGUAAAGCUUCACGCAGCCUGGCGCAGCACAUCCCAGGUCCAGGUGGUAUGGAGGGCAUGAAGGGGGCCGCGUCCGGUGUGGUGGGAGAGUUGGCACGCGCGAGGAUAGCUUUGGACGAGAGAGGACAGAAACUAGGCGAGCUGGAGGAGAGGACAGCAGGCAUGAUGGCCAGCGCUGACUCCUUCUCUAAACACGCGCAUGAUAUGAUGCUGAAAUACAAGGACAAGAAAUGGUACCAGCUCUGAAGUCCCUGCAGGGAGUCAGCGCACCUUCCUAUAAAGACAUCCCUCCUCCGUUUCUUCCUUCUCUUCCUGUAUCUUUCUCUCUCUGUGAUGUCCAGAGACUGCCACUAGCAUUCAGCACAACGUCACGCAGCAUUACCUCGAACUGAGGAGCUGCGGAAAGACAGAGGAGACAGGAGGGGAAGGAACGGGACAGGCGAAACGCAUCAGGACGGGAUUUCCUUUACUUCUCGGUGGCAGUUGAGCUUCCUCUUCUGAAAACAAAGCCGUGGAUCUUGUCUUGGGAGAGGAGGCUCUUCACCAGAGCUGCCCUGUCUUAUACCUUCAUCCGCCACGCUGUCAUUUGCACUGCCAUUCUGUCUGCAAAGAAACUCAAAAAAGGACCUUAAGGGAAAUGAAAGAUUUAAGAUGAAUGAAAUGGGUCAGAGGGACAUAGAGCUGACAAAAGAAAGUCUAACGUCUGCAGCAUUGCCAUGCUUAAUGCUUCUGAUAAUCUGUCACUAGAGCAAGAAUAGGUUGCAUGUCUAGUGAUUUAAUUUAGGAAAUUAGUGCUUUUUCUUGUUUUUGUAAUUGAGAUGAAUCUCAGCUAGCUAAUAUUUCACCUCAAAAGCAAUAUUUUGCAUAAAGAAAACCUUUUUUUAGGAGGCAGGCGUGUUCUUUAAGCAAAAUAUUACAUAAAUUAGAUUUUAGGUUGAAGCAUAAGUAGAUUCACCCGGUAAUCAUGUUAGCUGUGGAAAAGGCCGGAUUGUCUUACAUAAAGUGUGAUGAAGUACCAUUUAAUUUCACCUCUAAAGGGCUGGAAGUUGCUGUAUUUACCACAUAUCAUGUGAUUAAUUUGCUAUAUGAAAUUGCAGACGGGCCUGGGCAGUGAAGCUGAUCUGAUCAUGCAUCAUUUUGUUGUCUUUUCGUCUAAAGGACGUAUUGGUUUAUGCUGAUCAGGUCUCAAAAGAGCUUUUAGGGAAGAGAUCUGACUUUGAUGUACUCCAUACGCUGUGUUGACACUGGAGAAAGAUGUUCAUUUUGAAUAUACAUAUAUAAAGAUCUAAUUAGCGUGACUGUCUAAAAACGUGUCUGGCUCAUAUUCCACACCAACAUCAAAAGAAAAAAAUAAUAUUUAGCAUGAAGAAAAGUUUUUGUAAGAUCAUUCAUUUUCGCAUUGUGCUUAGAAAAAAACACUGUAAUACAAUUUAAAUGUUUUAUUUAGUUGCAUAAAUUAAAGACAGUUCAAAUACCACUAUGAUAUAUAUAUAUAUAUUUGUUAAUUAAAAUGUUUUUUUAAUCAUUUUGGUACAUUUAUUUGUUUUGUUUCAUUACAGAAUAAAAAUAUGCCCAAUUAGUCACAGUGCAAAAAAAUGGUUUAAUUGUCUAAAAACUGUUAUUUCUAAGUUUUUCUAACUUUUUUGGGGGCGAAAUAUGAUCCAGACGUGCUUUUAAAAGGUUUCAACUGCUGAAUAUUUGCUGGUUAUGUACAAACAGAGAUCUGGAGCACGUAAAUUAUUUUUGAUCAACGGGAGCAGGAUAUUUUUAUCAUGAGGGAGUGCAAGUGAGAGUUGGGAAGUGUUAGGCAUGAUCUUGAUUAUGUGCCUUGAGAUGAAUGACAUGUCAGAAACCCAUCCGUUCUCCGGACACAAGAGACACCUUUGAAAUGUGCAAAGAGAACUGAUUCUUUAUAUGCAAAACAUCUUCCUCCUUAUUUCCCAUGAUGCAACUUCUCCUGGACGAGGAAAUCUCGAGGCUAAUGCGAGACUCAGUACAGUACCUGGUGACUUCCUCCUCUGAAGUACGUAAGGAAUGGAUUUAUCUGUGUAUUUUCUUAGAAGACUUUUUGGAUGGACUAAUGCAUGAGUUUGUCAUCCUCACAGAGAGCUGAAUAUAUCUAUCUCUGUGUUUGUUGCUGAAGUGGAGCCGACCACUAAAUGUUCAGUGCAACUCUAUGCUCUCGGUCAGCAGCCCUCGGAUGGGCGUUACCUUCUGCCUUUGCUUUGUGACCCAUGAAUAUAUCCUAACCUCGUGUGCGUAUACUAAGUUCGUGAACAUACAUGUACGCAAGAAUAUGUGUAUGCUCACGUUUAUAUAAACUAAAGAUACAAUAUAUUUGAAAGCA
Molecule: messenger RNA, 6095 nt
Organism: Carassius carassius (crucian carp)
Lineage: Eukaryota; Metazoa; Chordata; Actinopteri; Cypriniformes; Cyprinidae
Product: syntaxin-binding protein 5-like
Exons: 28
Coding region: 368-3994 (1208 amino acids)
Biological process (GO): regulation of protein secretion; regulation of exocytosis
Cellular component (GO): cytoplasm; plasma membrane; SNARE complex
Molecular function (GO): myosin II binding; syntaxin binding; GTPase activator activity
Source: RefSeq, a predicted model, not a curated record